AUGAGAAUCGCCGAGAUCUCUUCACCGGAUCUCCGGUCGACACAGUCACAGGAUCCGAUAUCUGAUCUAUUUUGCAAACUAGAAGCAUUUACAACGGAAAUCGAACGCCAUUCACCGAAAUCUCCUUUGCCGGAGUCUCUCCACGCUAACCUCCGCCAGGGACUGACUCAACUAAUGUCACUCGCACCGUUCCAGAACUCUGUCAAGCUCCAGAUAUGGAAGCUGAGUUACCGUUUAUGGAACGCAUGCGUUGAUCUCUCCAACUGCAUCCGAUCAUCAUCGUCUAAGGUUACUGAGGAACACGCCAAACUGCGUCAAGUCUCGGCUGAUCUUCUCUUCCUCGCCGUUGACGUGUCCGGUGUACCUUCUCCUUACUUCAAGUGCGCUUCGUUUUUUUAUAAAACAGGUACAAUCUGGCAUGAUCUCAGUCAGUACGAUCUCGCUAGCAAUUGCUUCGAGAAGGCGACAGAUCUGACGUCAAAAAUCGAGAUUACGAAUGUAUCCGAUCGUGAAGAGCGUAGGCUGCUUCUUGAUUUAAAUAUCGCGAGAUCAAAGACAGCCUGGGAGGUUUCGGAUAAAAAUCUAGCGAUUAAUUUACUAAAUAGGUCGAAAAGAGUACUGUUUGGAAUUGCAGAGAACUAUAUGGCUUUAGUGAACCAAUAUAUGAAUUUUGGAAAAUUGGCUUUGUCAAAAAACGAAGUCUCUUGUGUAAACGAGGCGUUGAAGCUGAUGACUGAGGCUUUGGAAUUGUGUGAGAAGGGGUUAAGAAAUGUGAAAAAGACAGAGGAGACUCUAGCCUUAAAGGAAUUAAGGCUGAAGACGCUUAGAUUCAUGGCAGCAUCACAUUUGCAGAGAGAUGAAUUUGAGAGCGUUCUGAAGUGUGUGAAAGUUUUAAGAGACGGUGAGAAAGGGGAAGAUCAUCCGACCUCGAGUGUGUUAGCGAUGAAGGCCUGGUUAGGGUUAGGAAGGUACGGGGAGGCAGAGAAGGAGCUAAAGAGAAUGGUGGUAAAUAAGGGGAUUCCAGAGGGAGUUUGGAUAUCAGCGAUGGAGUCAUACUUGCAGGCAGUGGGCACCCCUGGGGCAGAGACAGCAAUGGGGGUGUUUCUGGGACUUCUAGGGAGGUGCCACAUCAGUGCUGGCGCAGCAAAUAGGUUGGUUCAGAGAGUAGUUGGUGACUGUGUGAACAGAGAGGGAAGUAGAGUGAGGGCUAAAGUGGUUGCUGAGUUUGUAUCCAGUGACAAGGUUGUUGCUCUUUUUGCUGGAGAGCUGGCUGCAAACGAGAGAUCCGUCAUGCAUGCUCUUCUCUGGAACUGUGCGGCAGAUCAUUUUCGUUCUAAGGAUUACGUGGUCAGUGCAGAAAUGUUUGAGAAGUCUCUACUUUAUGUCCCUCACGACAUCGAGAACAGAUCUAAUCGAGCAAAGGGCUUUAGAGUACUGUGUCUAUGUCACCUAGGCCUCUCCCAGCUGGAUAGAGCUCAAGAAUACAUUGAUGAGGCUGCUAAGCUGGAACCGAACAUUGCUUGUGCUUUCCUGAAGUUCAAGAUCUAUUUGCAAAACAAUGAUCAUAAUGGAGCUAUUACUCAAGUACAAGCAAUGCCAACCUGCAUUGACUUCACCCCAGAAUUCCUCUCACUAUCAGCCCAUGAAGCUAUUGCUUGCCGUGCUCUUCCUGUUGCAAUUGACUCAUUAUCCAGUCUUUUAACCUUCUUUCCCUUGGGGAAACCAAUGCCAACAACAGAAGUCAUAGUUUUCCGAACCCUUAUCACAAUUCUCAUUCAAGAACCUCGAAAUGAGACCGAAGUCCUUAAAUACAUGAAAAGAGCCCAUGCUCGUAUCUCUGAUCUUGGACCUGACCGGUUUUUUGGGACAGGUGAGGUUGGAAUAAGGGAACGAAACUGGUUUGCUUUGAACCUGUGGAAUAUUGGAUUGAAAAGCGGCCAGGAAAAGAACUAUCAAGUGUGUGGGGAACUUUUCAGAAUGUGUGCAGAAUAUUAUAGUGUUACAAUUGACGGACAAAUGGAGGGAAACGAUUCGAUGGUAUGCAAGUCACUGAUAUUAGCCGUGUCUGCCAUGUUAGCCGGUGAGAAGCUGAGUAAGAAUCCGUUGCUGGACAAUGAAGUUAAACAAACCAUUGAGUUGCUAGAAAGAGCCGGAAAGAUACUAAUGUCUGGAUCUACAAAAACCCAUCCAGAUGAUGAGAACACCAUGAUUGAACCCCAUUUCUACUUUAUAUACACAUUGAGUGCAUAUGAUUUAUACACAAGACUAAAUGACACAGAAUCAAAGCAACUUGUGUUGAUAAAGAACUACGCCAACUCCAAAUAUUGCAAACCUGAUCACCUCCUUCAGAUCGGUCUUAAUGCAUCAGAAGGACUACGACCAAAUACAGAAGUAGCUAUGUUUUGUCUGAAUACUUGUAUCUCUUCACUCCUUUCUUCUUCAUCACCAGAAUAUCAGACUGUGGCUCUCAUUCUCAGGAAACUAAUUACGAUCAUUGGUAUUCACAAAGGGAAUACAGAUGAUGAUAGUGAUGAUGGGGUGUAUGGAAUGUACAAGAAAGCAUACAGGAUUAUGGUGGGGUUGAAGGCAGGGGAGUAUCCGGUUGAGGAAGGGAAAUGGCUUGCCAUGACAGCAUGGAAUCGGGCAGCUCUGCMAGUGAGGCUGGGGCAGGUGGUGGAAGCAAAGAAGUGGAUGGAUAUGGGUUUGGAAUUGGCGGGCAGGGUUGCGGGCAUGGACACAUAUAAGUCUUGUAUGGAGGACUUUGUUUCUGGGGUCGAAAAGAAAGUCGAGGCUCAAGGCCAUCUCAUUACUGGAAGCUAGAGGUAUUCUUUUAAAUCAAGCUUUUUAAAAGAUGAAUCAUAUGAAAUAGAAGAGAUGAUCUCUAAGUUGGUGAAUGACUAAUAUAAAUAGGAUACAAAUCUU
Molecule: messenger RNA, 2922 nt
Organism: Cynara cardunculus var. scolymus (artichoke)
Lineage: Eukaryota; Viridiplantae; Streptophyta; Magnoliopsida; Asterales; Asteraceae
Product: TPR repeat-containing protein ZIP4
Exons: 5
Coding region: 1-2820 (939 amino acids)
Biological process (GO): regulation of synaptonemal complex assembly; meiotic cell cycle
Molecular function (GO): protein binding
Source: RefSeq, a predicted model, not a curated record